Messenger RNA from Geodia barretti, 1614 nucleotides. The record is from the annotation of a GenBank genome assembly. Lineage: Eukaryota; Metazoa; Porifera; Demospongiae; Tetractinellida; Geodiidae.
AGGCAGUAGGGCGCACAUGCACCCAAGGAAAUAUGGGGUCAAACUGAUCGCUUGCCAACAGCAAGUUGAGAUUCUGCGCGAGAACGUAACUCUUCACAUGAAGGUUAGUGUACCCUAGCUACAGAUCUCCGAGCAGAGCAUAGAAUGGGAUGGAGUUUGAACAGUCAUAUGUACCAACUUAUGUUGUAUGGUGUUUAUAACAAGGGACAGAUUCACAUCAAUGUGCAUAUGAUAUUAUUGUUUAGAAUGUGGAGAUCAAGAGGUCAUAUGAGACGAUGUAUGAAGAGUACCUCAAGACUGAGACUGAGGUGAUCCAUGAUGAACUGGAACACACUCCUGAUGUGAAUGCUGUUGUGACAGUGGAUGAAGAAACUGAGUCUGAGCCGAAGACAAGUGUUGAGGAUUGCGACACACUCUCUCUCAACAGCGACAAUCGCUCUAGCUCCUUCUCUGAGUGUGAGAAUGAGGAAGGAAGCAAUAAUGCUGAGACGAGAGAGGACGAAGAGGACAAGAUGUGUGAUGCAAACGAUCACGCAAGAAAGAGUGAGGACUGUUGCAAUGCUGAGGGUGAAGAAGUGGAUGAGAAGGGAGAUGGAGAAAAUGAUGUCGUUGGUUCAAUCUCCAAGAGUGAGAAAGAAGAAGAAACUGAGGUUGUUGAGAUGAAGAGGAAAAAAGGAACAGAGUGCGACAAAGAGGGUCAUGGUGGGGAAAGUGUUGCCUGCAAUGAGGUCGAGAGAGAAGAAACUGGUGAGGAAAGUGAGAGACCACAGAUGAAUAUGAAGGUCUUGAAAAUGAGAGGGAGGACCCUGAUGAUUACUAUGAAGAGACUGAUCUUGAAAAUGAGGAGGAGGACACUGAUUUUUUCAAGGAAGAGACUGAUUAUUACUAUGACAAGAGUGACUAUGAUGGUCUUGAUAAUGAGGGGGAGGAUCCUGAUGAUUACAGUGAAGAGACCGAUGAAGAUGUGUGCGAAGAUGGUCCUGACAAUGAUGAUGAAGAAACUGAUGAAGAGGUGACUGAUGAUGAGGGCAGUGGUGUUGAGAGUGAAGGAGGAAUGUUCCAGUCACCACGUCCUACCAGGAGUGGGUUCACCUACCUCUCCCCACAGUCUCUCACUCCUCUGACUCCUUCAUCACCACCACAGCCUGCACCUGAGGACCUGGACACUCCGUUUUACUUGCAACGACAGACACCAAGAAAGAGGCUCUCACCGUACAUCCUCAAUCUUAUCAAGCAGAUUGAAGCCUCGCUGGUAGAGCAGGACCAUGAUGAUCCAGACGAAAUUCCUGGAAAUGAAGAAGAAACUGAGGAACAGAUUGUAGCACCCAUCUUGGGUCUUGAUAUCAACUAUGACUUUGUGUUGCGUUCUUUUAUGCAGAUUUUCUAAGGAGGAAAGACGAUCACUUAAACACGAGCAAUAACUUAUUACAUCUCACAUUCACUGCACUGCUCAUCAUAUAUUCUCAAUCAUUACUCAUUAAUAUUCUAACACUAUAAAUCGCUGCUCGUCAUUUAUUUUCACACUUUAUUUAUCACUGCUCAUUUGCCCAUUAUCUAUUCUCACACCACUGCUAAUUAUUUAUUCAUGCUCACAUUAGUUUUUCAAAAAUGCAA